UCGCAACUUCAAACUUCAAACCCACCUGAACGCCAUCGUUCAAUUUGAAGUGAUAGCAGUACCCAAGAUAUUACGACGAGAGAAUAUCUAGCAAGAUGGCUUCAGGCCCACCCGUUGCCACCGUUUACGUGAAGAACCUCGAGGAGCGCGUCAAGCCCGAGCCCCUCAAACAGGCCUUAUCAGCCGUAUUCUCCGAAUAUGGAAAUGUCAUCGACAUCGUCGCGAAGCGCAACCUGAAAGCCAAAGGACAGGCCUUCGUCGUGUUUGACCGCCCGGAAUCAGCUGCCCAGGCCGUUGAGGAGAUCCAGGGCUUCGAGCUGUUCGAGAAGCCGAUGCAAGUCGCGCUCGCGCGUACUAGGAGCGAUGCAACUGUUCUAAGCUCUGGUAAUAAAGACGAGUUCGAGCUGCACCAGCGAAGACGGUUGGCUGAGAAAGACAAAAAGAAAGCCUUCGAAGCAGCGGAAGAGCAAAAACGCCUCAAGCGUCCCGGCGCCGUCCCCGCUCCAGGCGAAGCCUCGCGUCCCGCAAAGACAGCGCGCGGCCUCAAGCCAACGGGUCCCUCCGCAGGUCCCAACGCCGUCGUGCCCGACGAAUACCUGCCCCCGAACAAGAUUCUCUUCGUGCAGAAUUUGCCGGACGACUACCACGACAUCGAAGCGCUUACCGGUAUCUUCGGACGCUUCGAGGGCUUCAGAGAGGUGCGGUUGGUUCCUGGUCGCAAGGGCAUCGCGUUUAUUGAAUACGAGGCCGAGGCUGGGGCUAUCACCGCGAAGGAGAAUACGGCGGGUAUGUCGCUUGGUGAGAAAUUCAUUAAGGUCACGUACCAGAGACAGUAGAUUCGGUCCUGGUGCUAGUGGGAUGGCUUGUAUGAUAGAUAGUCUGCUUAUACCCCCUUUUGCACUUGGCUUAAUGUGGAUAUCGUAAAUGGCAAGUAGGUAACCAUUAGUAGCAAAGUGAAGCGAAAAGACAGAUUGCGAGAUUUGCUUAUGACAU
Annulohypoxylon maeteangense is the source of this 993-nucleotide messenger RNA. RefSeq names its product RNA-binding domain-containing protein. NCBI's taxonomy places the organism in Eukaryota, Fungi, Ascomycota, Sordariomycetes, Xylariales, Hypoxylaceae. Gene Ontology annotation, biological process: mRNA splicing, via spliceosome. The transcript is spliced from 3 exons. Gene Ontology annotation, molecular function: U1 snRNA binding. The coding region runs from base 96 to 836 and encodes 246 amino acids. The record is from RefSeq and is a predicted model, not a curated record. Gene Ontology annotation, cellular component: U1 snRNP.